AUGCCGAUCCAGCUACUACCCGCCUCGGCUGCUGCUUUUGCGCCCCGGUCAACUGUCAACGUUGUCUUGAACUCGAAGGCCGAGCCAUGGUUAACACAGACCCUGAAGCGCAUCAACCGAGUAAAGCGCCCAUUGAACAGCGUGCAGCAACACACACGAUGCCUCACAGAAAUCCUGUCCGGAAAGAACGCCAUCUGGUCACUGAGCUCCAUCAUGGUCCCUAAGGCCCCGGACUCGGAACUGCGCAGGGACUCCAACCCGCUGGUCGAAGCGCUGUUCAACUACCAGCUCAUCCACAUCGAGGCUUAUGUCGUACACGUCGACAUGGUGUCACAACAUGAGGUUGCAUUCAAGCUUACACAGGAGACCAUUGAUGCGCUUAUCGAGUACCACAAGGACAUCUACUCGGUCGAUGUUGCUGCCAGCACCUGGGACUGGGCCGAGAAGGAGCAGCAGGUCAAGAAGCUCCAGGACGGAUUCGUGCAGGCCGUCAAUCGCUACGUCUUCCGCACUGGCGCACGAGCGCUCGAGGGUAUGGAGGAGGAAGGCGCCGGAGAACUACUUGAGGGCCGAGGUGAGGACGUCAAGGCUGCCAUUAUGGGCUUGUUCCUGCCGCUCCUACCUCCUCCUCCCAGGAUCGUUGACGUGGUUCGUCCUGCUCCUCUGCUUCCCAGCACACCCGGUGCCGCCAACUGGUGGCAGCCGACACAGUACCUGUCGCCGCCCCAGAUGGACUCGUGGAGAGUCCUCCCCUCGACACCCAGCCCGACCAUCACCACCUGCAGUGAGCACUCACCCACUUACUGGACCACCAUGGGGACCCAGAGUAUGGAGCCCUUCCAGCUGCCGUCGCCCACACCGUCGUUUAGCCAGCCAUGCUACAACUCGACGAGUGCGUACUACAGUCCGCCUCAGGCAGUCGCACCGAUACCCUGCCUUCCUCUGCCGAGCGUGCUAGCCCAGCAAUGCGGGUCAAGCGCAGCGCACAGUGGAUUCGGAGGGUUUGGGUGGGACACAGGGUUCGCAACACAGUACGCAGCGUUCACAUAA
Molecule: messenger RNA, 1050 nt
Organism: Macroventuria anomochaeta
Lineage: Eukaryota; Fungi; Ascomycota; Dothideomycetes; Pleosporales; Didymellaceae
Exons: 1
Coding region: 1-1050 (349 amino acids)
Source: RefSeq, a predicted model, not a curated record